CGGUCUUAGAAAUGCAUUAAGUAUGUUCGUAUUGCCUCCCUACCCCUUUCAUUAUAUUUUUUUAUAUUAUUUGUUUUUAUUGCAUCUUGAAGUUCAGUACAAAUUGAAAUUAAAAAAAAUAUGGAAAAACCAGAAUCUAUGCAACCUACAGGGAAUGCUAGACGUAAAAUUCUAGGUUUAGCUGUUUCUCAUAUUCUUGUAGAAAAAGGCUUUCAAACGGUGGACAAAGAAUGCUUGGAAACCUUGACGGAAAUGCUGCAAAGCAUGCUUGUUGAGGUGGGACAGUCGGCACGCAGUUACUGCGAAUUAUCAGGUCGAACUAUACCCGUAUUGGGUGACGUGACAGUCGCUUUGGUAAAUAUGGGUAUUUCGUUGCAAGGCAUUGAAGCGUUCGCCAAACGAGAAGGUCGUCAAAUCAUACCGAUGCCAGCACAACAACAGCAACAAAAACAGUUAAAUCUUUUACAAGCCGGCACAAAGUCACAACAUCCUUCAUAUAUUUUACCAUAUUUGCCAUUGUUUCCUGAUCCGCAUGCUUAUGUUAGGACACCGACUCAUAAACAACCUGUUACGGAAUAUGAAGCUAUACGUGAAAAAGCAGCUACGCAAAAGCGCGAUAUUGAAAAGGCGUUAACGAAAUUUUUGGCCAAAACCUCUGAAACUCAUAGUCUGUUCGAUACCGAAGAUAAUAUGUUUCCUUUGAUUGCCUGCAAACCUGCCUUCCCUCCAUAUUUAGCCGCAUUAAAUCCCACCGAUCAAGUGUUUGAUUUUGAGGAACUUGAAUAUCACUACUUGGUAGCCAAUCGUACAGAAGAUUGCAAAGAUGAUGAUGAGAAUGAAAGCGGCAAUGAUGAAGACAUACAAAAUGGUGGUAGCGGUGGUGACGGUAAUGGUGGCAGUAAUGGUGAUAGUGAAAAGAAAUCGGAAAAAACUGAAAAGGAUAUAAAACCCGAAAACGACAUAAAGCCUAAUUCCACUACAAAUAAAGCUAUUUUGGAGAAUCCGAAUAUAGACAAUCCAUAUCUGCGCGCUGCCACUUUACCGAAACGGACCAAGCCGGAUCCUAUUUUAUUGGUGACUGCUACUACUGGCGUCAACAGCAACGGCUCUGGUGCUAAUUAAAAAUUGCUAUGAUUAUGAUUAGAUUUAUGUAAUUUUAUACAUGUUUUUUUAAUAAGUUCUUAAUAAAAGUAACAGAAG
This is a messenger RNA of Glossina fuscipes, 1200 nucleotides long. It is a transcript of the gene Taf8, whose product is annotated as transcription initiation factor TFIID subunit 8. The coding region runs from base 121 to 1122 and encodes 333 amino acids. Gene Ontology annotation, molecular function: protein heterodimerization activity. Gene Ontology annotation, cellular component: transcription factor TFIID complex. Gene Ontology annotation, biological process: transcription initiation at RNA polymerase II promoter. NCBI's taxonomy places the organism in Eukaryota, Metazoa, Arthropoda, Insecta, Diptera, Glossinidae. The transcript is spliced from 5 exons. The record is from RefSeq and is a predicted model, not a curated record.